Molecule: messenger RNA, 2093 nt
Organism: Impatiens glandulifera
Lineage: Eukaryota; Viridiplantae; Streptophyta; Magnoliopsida; Ericales; Balsaminaceae
Product: probable leucine-rich repeat receptor-like protein kinase At1g68400
Exons: 2
Coding region: 17-1972 (651 amino acids)
Biological process (GO): protein phosphorylation
Molecular function (GO): protein binding; protein kinase activity; ATP binding
Source: RefSeq, a predicted model, not a curated record
GAGAAAUAUUAUAGAAAUGAAAAUGAAGCAAUUUUCUCUUUCAAUACUUGUAUUGAUUCUCUCUCUACUUCCAUUUUCAAUAUCUUUUACAAAUUCAGAUUCAAUUGCUUUGUUAGCUUUCAAAUCUUCUUUAGAAAAUCCAUCGCCGGAUUCUCUCUCUUCAUGGUCGGACGGCGGCGACAAAGGCGGUAGUAACAGUCCCUGCAACUGGUUCGGUGUCACAUGCAACCCAUCGACUCACCGAGUCAUCAAACUCGUUCUUAAUAAUCUCAAUCUCACCGCCUCUAUUCUACCAUUAAUCAAACUCACCCAUCUCCGCCACCUCAGUCUCCACCACAACCGUAUCUCCGGCGGCGCCGCCGCCCAAACCCUAGAUAUUUCUUCUUUGCAAAACCUUAAGCACAUUUACCUCUCACAUAAUCGGUUCCAAGGUAAAUUCCCAACCGGAAUCAUCAAACUCCGUCGCCUUCACCGGCUUGAUCUCUCCUACAAUCAUUUCUCCGGUCACAUCCCGUUAAAUGUGUUGACUCAGAUCCCGAGUUUACUCACUCUCCGUCUCGAGUUCAAUUCUUUCACAGGCGAUCUAUUAUUACCGACCAAUCUAUCUGCAGUAACGGAUUUCAACGUCUCCGGCAAUAAUCUCGCCGGAAGAAUACCCAUCUGGCUAUCUAACUUCCCAAUCUCAUCUUUCUCCGGUAACAUCAAACUCUGCGGAAAUCCUCUCCCAUCAAUCUGCUCAAUUCCACCUCCCCCAAACAAGAACCGCCGCCGUUUAAGUCUGACAACUGUACUGACGAUCAUCGCGAUUACCGCAAUCGGUUUAAUCGCAAUCGCCAUAGCGAUCGCUUAUUGCUGCUACGUUCGAAUCUACAAACUUAAUAAAGAAAUCAGAAAGACAGAGAAGAAGACAAACAGAGGAAACAGAGGAAUUUUAGAGAGAGAAAAUGGAGGAAUGGUGUAUUUUGAAGGUUGUAAGGGUUUUGGUAAGGUGGAUGAUCUGUUGAAAGCAUCGGCUGAGAUGUUAGGAAAAGGGAUUGUAGGGACAACUUACAAGGUAACAAUGGACGGUGGAGAUAUGAUGGUGGUGAAAAGGAUUAAGGAGAUGAAGUUAAGGAAAGAUUUUGAUGUUGGUUUAAAGGUGAUUGGGUGUGUUAGACACCAUAAUAUUGUGUGUCUUAGAGCAUACUAUUAUUCCAAAGAUGAGCUGUUAUUGGUUUAUGAUUUCCUGCCUAAUGGAAGUCUCUAUUCUCUAUUGCAUGGAAACAGGGGACCAGGAAGAACACCAUUAGAUUGGACCACAAGAUUAAAGCUGGCAUUGGGCUCCGCCAAUGGUCUAUCUUUCCUCCAUUCCCAAAACAAUUCCAAGUUAUUUCAUGGACAUUUCACCUCUUCAAACAUCAUUGUCGAUCAAAAAGGAAACCCUUCAAUAUCCGACAAUGGCCUCUACCAAAUCUUCCACACAUUCCCAUCUUCAUCUCCAUCCACCACAACCCAUUACGCGCCCGAGCUCGCCAACUCCAACUCCAUCUCCGACGCCCAAUUCAACAAUCCCAAGUUCAUGCAGAGAUGCGAUGUUUAUAGUUUCGGUGUUAUUCUUCUUGAGAUUCUCACUGGAAGAACAGCCACCGGAGAAGGAGAGACUGCAUUGGCGAAGUGGGUGAAAAGGGCUAUUGGGAUUGGAGAUGGGAAGUGGAAGAGAUGGGAUGUGUUUGAUUUUGAAUUGGUGAGGUUUAGAGAAAUGGAGGAGGAGAUGAUGGCAUUGCUUGGGGUGGCUAUGUUGUGUUUGGACGAGGUUCCUAAGAAUCGGCCGAAGAUGGAAGUUGUUCGCCGGAAAAUUGAAGAUAUUAUCACAUUGGGCGGCGGUGGUGGCGGCGGCGCCGGUGGGGGAUGUGGAGUUUCUUCUUUGGAUGAUCAUCAAUCUGAUUCAUCCCCCGCUUUAUCUGAAACUACCCCUAAUUUUACUAGUAGCUGAAUAUUAUUGUUUUGAUUGUAUUCAAUUUAAUUCAUUAUUAAUUUCCUAUUAUGAAACCUCAUAAACAUAUGUAGAUAUUUGUAGUAUUUUCUUUAGUAAUUUUAUGAUUAUUUUUCCAUUA